AUGGCCACUCUGUCGCAUCACCAAAAACACACGGUAAACCAGUCUGCCUCUCCUUCUGAUACCUUCGACCAGGAUACGACUGCUCGCUCUCACCCACCUUCUCAAACUACUACUCCACGCUCUUCGCCUCCUCUUCAACCACCUCCCGCACCACCAGUGAACGCUACCAACAACCCUUCCACUGUCUCCGCAAAUACAACCACAGGAUCAAGAUCAGCUUCAGGAUCAGGGCCAGCACCAGGAACGGACGCACCCGUCUACAUCCCAUAUCACCCACAACAAGGUCACCAUCGCCAUACCUCGUCAGUCUCAAGAUUCAACAAUCGUUCCUCCACAGGUCUCUUUGCAUUGGCCGCCUCUGCCUUUGACCGCACGCAAAACGCAAUUGCUGCCAUUUCAGAGCCUUCCGUCCGACCUCGACAGUCUAGCGGAGCUCUCUCAAGGCUUUCCUUGCUCACCAGCUCUUCACCUUCGUCCGAACCCUCCAGUCCGGACAAGUAUCACCGUCUUCGAAGCUCCUCAAAUCAAUCACUUUCGUCAGGCGCAACCGUGGACGGCAAGAUUGCUCCCCAGACUUUGCAGGCGAACAACCCACCAUCUCAGCCUUACGCAACAACAGACCCGAAUCACCCUCUCCCUUACAAGUCCUCCACAGCCGCCAAAAUGCACCAGACAUCAUCGCGCUUAUUGCGCAUGACGGACGAUGACCGACCAUUCACAAAGGACUUCAAAGAUCUUUUCUCAACCCUUGUCGUUAGUUUGCUGCCGCUCUCGGCUCAUCGUGUCCGAUUGACCAAGGUUGAAUACACCUUUUUAUCCGAGGAUGCUAUUAACAACCUGGGCUCUCUCAAAUUCUCCCAAUCCAACCGCAUGCCUGACCCUAAGGACCCCUCUCGUAUCGUUACUACCACAACAACCACCACAUUCUCCAUGGCUAAGGACAUGGCUCGUUCUAUCUGUCAAAGGUUUCUGGAGGCACGUUUUAUCGAAUCAGCCGAUGGCAAAUACCAGCAGGUUUAUACGAUGAAAGGCUCUGUCUGGCAACUAACCCCCAAGGGUAUCACCGUAUUGGAUAGGUUCUGUUCCAGAAACGGCAUACAGCAAAAGCAAGUUUCUGAGCUUGCCAACCUUGCUUCCACCCAACUGGUGCUGCUCGAGCGCGACCCUCAGACGGACAAGCUCCUCCACGAUCACGGCACAAUCGAAGUUAUCUUCCGCCGUUUUGCUGGAGCCGAGGGCCGCAACAUCAAGUCCACUGUCAACGCUGCCGACUCAGACUCUCUACAUGAUUACAGGGAUGGACUUACAGGCGUCAAGAUGGCUGCUGAGCGCAAGGUGAAUGGAAAGACAUAUCGUGAUACCUUCACUGGCAAGGCCACUACCGAUUGGCUUAUGGACUGUUCGACUAUUGUGGAUAAGAGGGAAACUCUCGAGGUGGCUACUCUCUUCGUCGAGUUCGAGUUGAUGGAACCUGUGGCCCAGGACCGGGCUUACAUGGCCCAGAACCCUGGCUGCAACCUUUUCCAGCCUACCAAGUAUGCCAUCUACCAGCUAUCACAACGCGGAAAGGAUAUUGUCAGCGGUGCUGCCUCCCGAGGACGUGCUUCUGAGAGUGAAGGCGGUGCCACAUCCCAGCGCAACGGUAUUACCAGAGACUCCAACACUCAACGCCUCGACAAGAUCUUGAACGACCCAGCUCUUCGCCUCCUUUUCCGUGAACAGCUCCGGGAUACUCACUGUGAAGAGAACUUGUCAUUCUACCAAGAUGUGGAUGAGUUCGUGCGCAGCUGCAAGGCUGCUACACGGGCUGCGCAAAAGGCGCCCAACACCAAUGCUAUGGACGGAAUUAAGGAGAUUAUGGCUUCAGCAUAUGGUAUCUACAAUGCCUUCCUGGCUCCGGGAUCGCCUUGCGAACUCAACAUCGACCACCAGUUGCGCAACAACCUGGCUACACGAAUGACCAAGGCUGUUGGACAGGAUGUGGCUAUGAUUGACACUCUUCAAGAGGUGACGUCGCUGUUUGAAGAUGCUCAAAACGCUGUCUUCAAGCUGAUGGCUAGUGACUCGGUACCAAAAUUCCUUCGCAGCCCCAAAUAUGAGCAGCAACUGCGAAACUACGAGUUCGAAGUUGUUGGCCGAGGCCCCGAGCGAAGCCAAAGCAGAUCCAACCGAAAGUGA
Molecule: messenger RNA, 2178 nt
Organism: Fusarium venenatum
Lineage: Eukaryota; Fungi; Ascomycota; Sordariomycetes; Hypocreales; Nectriaceae
Product: regulator of G protein signaling domain-containing protein
Biological process (GO): intracellular signal transduction
Source: RefSeq, a predicted model, not a curated record